Molecule: messenger RNA, 4145 nt
Organism: Amblyraja radiata (thorny skate)
Lineage: Eukaryota; Metazoa; Chordata; Chondrichthyes; Rajiformes; Rajidae
Gene: blzf1
Product: basic leucine zipper nuclear factor 1
Exons: 7
Coding region: 154-1365 (403 amino acids)
Biological process (GO): Golgi to plasma membrane protein transport; Golgi organization
Cellular component (GO): Golgi membrane
Source: RefSeq, a predicted model, not a curated record
GGGUUCACGCAGGCGGGAGCUGUCACUGAGGUGAGUGCGGGCCGGCGACAUCAACCUAGAGAUCUUCUACAUAACAAUAGAUAUUAGAUCCCUGAUAAUAUGUAAAAUGAAAAUCCGUAACAGUACUCCAAAAUCCAGCACAAUUUUGUGAAUAUGACAACAGACAUCAAAAUGGAGACUAAAGUUCCAAUAGUACGAUUCAUCCGAGGACCUGGAGAUGGAAUGGAAACUGAAGUGCCAGCCAAACCAGUGGAAAAUACAUCAGGAAAAAAGAAAAAAGGUCAUCAUGCUGCACGAACUAAUGUAACAUCCAGUUCUUCUCACGUUAUCACGAAGCCUGGCAUUCUUCAACUUGGAAAAAUUCAGCCAAACCAAGCAAUUGAAGUAGAAGCCAUUAGGAUUUUGGUUCCCAAAGCUGCUGUGAUUCAUGAACUUCCUGCAAAGAGUAUAAUGCUAACUGACCCUGCAUAUUCCAAUAAAGGUGAAUUGUCAAAUCAGUUAGAAAAUACAAUUGAACUCAAGAGAGAGUUGACCGAACUUAAAGCUGCCUUUGAAAAAUCUCAGUGUUCAGAAAGAAAACUCCUUCAGGAUAAAGGAGGGCUUGCCAAUCAAAUCCGGGUACAAACGGAGGUGAAUCGCGAAUUGAAGAAGUUGCUUGUGGCGUCUGUUGGUGAUGAUCUUCAGUAUCACUUUGAGCGCAUGGCUCGAGAAAAGAAUCACCUAAUCCUAGAAAAUGAGACUUUGAGUCAAAACCUGUCUCAACUUUCCGAGCAGCUGGAGAGGAUGACCAUACAAUGUGAUGUGUGGCGCAGCAAAUUCCUCGCAAGCAGAGUAAUGGCCGAUGAGUUGUCCCAUUCCAGGAUGUCAUUGCAACGUAACGUCAGAGAAACCCAAAGUGCCAUUCAGGACCUUCUCAACGAGCGUGAGCAAUUUCGUCAGGAUAUGGUUGACUCCCACAGAUUCCUGGAGGAGCUCUUGGUAUCACUGCAGUGGGGCCGGCAACAAACCUACUACCCUAGUGCCCAACCAUUCACCACGGCAGAGCUAGCAUCCGCCAAUCAUAAAUUAGCCGAGGCUGUAAACUGUCACCUUCUAGGAAAACUAAGUAUAAGUAAUGCACAAAAGACAAACCAACAGAUUGAAUUCUGCAACACACCUGCGGAAAAAAUGGCUGAAAAGGUUUUAAAGAUUUUGGAUCUUACGGCAUGUAGUAAAGGAACAGCUGAUCUGCCAUUCUGUGAUACAUCCCCGGCUUCAUUUCUCGCCAACAAAAAGAGUAUUGGACGAUUUCAUCCAUAUACCAGAUAUGAAAAUAUUACAUUUAAUUGUUGCAACCAUUGUACGGGAGAAUUGACAGUCCUGUGAAGUAGCUUUUUAAUGAAGAGAAUGGAUUUAGGAAACAAUGGUCACUAUUGUUACAUUUUCUUGUUACCUACUUAAGUACUUUGAAGCCAUCAAACUUAGUUAUUUGUUUAAAAAGAGCUUAAUUGCAAGUAUUACCUAUAUUGAAGAUGGGUAUGUGUGGAUUCUAAGAAGCACAGAAAUAUAUUCCACCUUAUUCUCAUUCUUAAAUUUUCUGCAUUACCUGAACCUUGGACUUCAGGUUCAUGGAAUUAAAAUGUAAAGCUAUGUAUUUAUUUUUGAUGUCUAUUUUUGUAGUCAGAAGAACGUGGAUACAAGCAGUAUUUCUUGGCACAGUUGUCGCAGAGAUGAUAAUGUUCUUAAUUCAAACCUAGUAACCUGAGUUCCAACUAUGGCAAUGCAUUUCCUAAGAGGUUCCUUAUGAAUCAAAUGAAUCUUCGAUUUUGUAGUGAAAUAUGUGUAUGUUUCUGAUAAAUUCUUGCAAGCUGCUAUAUUAUUUGUGUCCAUCGAUUUUUUAAAUGUAAUGUACUAUUAUAAUGUUUGAGUUAUUUGACCAACCAAACCCCAAUGUCAAAUAUAAGGGACUAUGUUUCAUUGAUCAAUAAUCAUAUAAUAAUUAUUGUUUGGAAUGGUGUUUUUAUCAACAUGAUUUUGAGAGAAAUUCAAUUGUCACUAUUUUCUUAGCUGGUACAGAUCGUGACAGUGUUUCUAUUGAAUUCUUAAAUCAGUUUGGCUCCAAGCAGAUUCUAAAAAAUCAUGUCGAUAUAAUCAGUUUAAUUUGCUUUAUUUUGCUUAAAGGAAAUGAUAAGUUGAAUAUAGAUCACUUCUUCUUCUUCUUGCAUAUGGCGUGCACAGCCUAAAGUUGUAGGACAACUUGUUCUAUUUGAUCUUAUUUGAUUGUGCACACCGGGUUGAUUGCAUUUGUCGAAACAGGGCGGACCACGUGAAGGUUGCAAUCUCCCACCCCGAAUAUAGAUCACCAUUCACAUCUGUAAAUGUGAAUGGUGAUCUAUAUUUUGAACAUCUUAAUGUGCUUCAUCACUUUAUUCAACACAAGGUCAGCAAGGUUAUGUGUACCAAGAUACAGUGCAAAUAAUGCCGUAUGUUGGGCAGUACCAAGGAUAAUAUAAAUAAGAGAAUAUAGCGUUAAAACUGCAGAGGAAGUGCAGAAUAAAAAACGCAAUAAUCAUGACAAGGUAGAUUGGAAGAUCAGGAAUUCAUCCCUAACAUGCCAGAGGUCCAUUCUGGAGUAACAUAAUGGCAGGAAAGAAACUGUUCUUGAAUCUGAUAGUAUGUGCUUUCAAGCUAUUUUAUUUUCUGCCCACUGGGAGAAAGGAUAAGAGAGAAUGACUGGGGUAUGGGUGGUCCUUGAUUAUGCUGGCUGUUUUCCCAUUUAUGCAAUGGACUGGAUUGCAUGCACAACUCUGCAAUUUCUUGCAGUCUUGGGCAGCACAGUUGCCAUAUCAAGCUGAAGUGCAUCCUAAUAGGAUGCUUUCUAUGGUGCAUCAGUAAAAAAUUAAUGAUGAUGAUACUUUAUUGUCACAUGUACCUUCGUAAAGUGAAAUUCUUUGUUUUGCAUACAAUCCAGUAAAGAAAUUACUAUAGAUGAGCAUAAUCAAAGAUAAGUACAAAAGUGCAAUGAUUAUAAUGUAUUAGUACACUUCACCGAGAUAGUACAGAAAGAGUUGCCAUGUUUCAGACUCUCACAAAGUUUCAAAGUUCUUAAGAAUGCAGUCUUAUCUUGGCCUUAAAGGCCCGUUGUCCUGGAGGCACCGAUCCCCUCCUCCAUCCUCCUUCAUCUUGAAAAACAGACCUUUUUCCAGCGUCCGCUGCUGUCGCCGGCCGAUUCUCUCCACCCUCCUAUCCGGUUCCCUAUCUUUGAGGUUAAGCAGAAGUCAAGCCUCAGACAACUGUAGAUAGGUUCCCGGUUCAGCAUUGGGCGAGCCAGGGCUGCUGUCGAGGUAUGACCGGAGCUUGCCGAGAGCUUCUGCCGCCUGCGCAGCUCGCUGGUAGCUUUAAUAAGAGUCAAUGGAGACAUGCUGAAUUUCCUUAGCCUCCUUAACAAGCGUUUAUAUGCUUAUUUCGACAUAGCUUGCUUCGUUACCACAUUGACGCUAAAAUAAUCUGGCCUUUUGCCAAAGAAUGUAUUAAUUGAUACUAGAGCUAGAUGGUUAGAAUCUAUUCUGAAUAGAUUGGUGUUCUUCAAGCACUUUGGCAGUUUUCAAUUUCUUUAAAACUCUGUACCACUGAUGCAUUGAUUUUGGCAAUCAAAUUAUGAAUUGUCGGUCUGAUUAAGUAAUUUGGUAAUUAAGUGAUUUAAUGUUUAAAUUCUUGGCAUCAAAUCUGCAACUAAAUCUGUGCAUUAUUCAAAUUUAGAUCCAGGUGCUCGCCAGAGGAAACCUAGAUUUUACAGUCAAUCAGAUCAUUCAUGACUAAUCAAUUGCCUGAAGGAUAAUUCAUGUUCAUACAUUAAAAUUUGGGGAUGUUUUGACACAAUUUAGUAAGAAACAAAAUUUAUCCAAAAUUGUUUCUACUUGCCCACACAUCCCUUGUAGUUGAGAAAACAACUGCCAGGUGUGUUGCUUUUAAUGGUGUUUAACGGUGUUGCUUUUAUUGGUGUUUAAAUUUUUUGGUCUAAGCCUAGGUUUAGAAAUAAAUCCUUUUACAAAUAAUUUUCUGGCAAACUAACGAUUUUGGUCACAGUUUCCUUUUGUCUGGAAAAAUAGUUGAAAAGGCAGAGAGGUAAUCUUUAAUUUGCUUGCAAAAUUGUUGAACAAUGCUUG